Aspergillus affinis is the source of this 1497-nucleotide messenger RNA. Its product is annotated as ankyrin repeat domain-containing protein. NCBI's taxonomy places the organism in Eukaryota, Fungi, Ascomycota, Eurotiomycetes, Eurotiales, Aspergillaceae. Gene Ontology annotation, cellular component: nucleus; cytoplasm. The transcript has 4 exons. The coding region runs from base 1 to 1497 and encodes 498 amino acids. Gene Ontology annotation, molecular function: protein binding. The record is from RefSeq and is a predicted model, not a curated record.
AUGGACGAACGAGCGCCGAACGAGCAACUGCGUCGAUGGCCAGAACGAGACGACGAGCGCCAAUCGGAAGAUUUAUCGGCUCAUGAAGACUCCCUAAACACCAGGGACGGAUCGAAGGAUACUGGCAAAGUCUUGAACGAAAAAGCCAAUGAGGAUCUUUUGAAUGCCGCAAGAAAUGGAGAAUCAAAGGGUGUCGAAAGCGCUCUUCGAGAAGGGGCAGAUAUCGAGUCCAGGAGUGGGAUCGGUGAAACUGCGCUGCACUUGGCUUCAAGAUGUGGCCAUUAUGAUGUGGUAAAAUAUCUUCUCGAUAAAGGAGCCAAUGUUCAAAUCAAAGACCAUGACGGAUGGACGCCGUUAUACGGGGCGGUUUUUGGCAACUACGAAAAUAUUGCUAGGCUUCUUAUUGGAUCUGGAUCUGAUGUUGAUUCAUCCACUAACUACGGGGCGAGGUCCCUUAUGAUGGCAAGUGAAGACGGGCUGGGCCAAUUAAGAUGGGAGGGCAUUGCAGAAGAACUUAUCAAAAAAGGGGCAAAUUCUAUUGCCACGCAAGAUGACCAGCAAACGCCUCUUCACAAGGCCAGUGAUAAGGGAUAUCCUGGUGUGGUAAGACAGCUUCUGAAGCAUGAGGAUCCCAUGGUGGAUGCAAUCGACCGAGACGGUUGGACAGCCCUUCAUUAUGCAAGCAGAAACGGAGAUAGGGAAACCGUUGGCCUUCUCCUGGGGAAAGGGGCGGACUACAAAUUGAAAGUGCCUGGCACCGAACAAAGCGUGUUAGCUUUAGCAGUUUCCGCCCUUUCUACUGCUUGGGCCGAAAACAGGACUCCGAUCGAGAAUGAGGCUUUGGAAAAGAAUGAGGACAAAGCCGAAACUUUUGACUCCGCCGAAAAAGCAGUAAGCCUGAACGCAAUUAAAACAACCAUAGUUGAGAAACAACUCGUUCUCAGGCAACUUGAGAUACAGCAAGAUGACAAGGUGAAAGAACUUGACCGGCUGGUAAAUCUGAUGGACAUGACAGAGUCUGAGAAAGAGGAUACCAAGCUUAUCUGGUACGCGGCAAGACAAGAAUAUCAUGCUAGAGAUGAAGAAUCCGGGUUCAGGGCCACGAUCAAUAUGUUGAAAGAUCCCCCUCCAGUCGCGGGCAUGGCGGAUUCAUACAAACUCGACUCAGGACCGUCUUUGGGGCUCUCAGAUCCUUUGGUCAACAACCCUGAAGCCACUAUGGUUGACUUUUACCAACGUGAUGGACGUGUGGAUUUUCUCCGACGGUCGUACCCUCUUCGGGAAAUGAACAAGCCUGCUUCUGGGUCGAAAGAAGGUGAUAAUUCUGGUCCUACUAAAUCUCAAAAUCACCCCUCUCUUUCGGCACUCGGUAAGACAGGCUCAUCUGGAAAUGUAGAUUUCCCUAAUUUGAAAGAAGAAAGUGGCCGUGAUUACAGUGGACGUCUUUCUCAACUCUUGUUCAGGAAGUCUCGGCGCUCUUCGGAAACUAUUGUUUGA